GUCCACUUGUCCAGUAAGUUAUUGUUUUGUUUACAUGAAUGCUAAUUAGUCAUAAGAAUUUAACAAUCACGAUCACUUCUCACGUUGACUGGACCGACGUAGCAAGGCGUCGCUGAAUCAGGGACAAAUGUCUGAAAUCGGAUACCAGACCGUCAACAAUUAUUAAAACAGAAUGUCAGUGGUUUUAGAUGACAAGACAGAGUUUAUGACAAACCCUUAUUACGAUCAACACGAACCGAGCAACUAUCAAACUUUCUACGUCACUCUCGCUGUGUGUACGUUGUUUGCCUUUGCACUGCUUGUUGUAAACUUGUUUCUGUGUUGCUUUUCCAAGCACAGACAUUACUGGAGAAACAGUGAAACAGGUAAUCGUUACAUACUGCCGAUUUGGAUCAAGACACCCGCAAAACAAGCUCCACUUGAUCUGAAAGAGUUGGAAACAAACUUUUCUAAACCAAAACCAGUUUACGACUCAGGGGUUCCUCAAGAAUUCGUCGAGCUCCACAAGAAAGAAAGUGACAUUUGAACAAAACAAUGAUUCACAUAUUUUCACCGUUGUUACUGUUGCUGGCCAUGUUUGUACUGUUUGUAAUCAUUGCCAUUGUAAGGUAUGGAGAGCGAUUCUGUUCAGUACAUAGGGACCCCAUCAACUACAAUAAUUACAAUGACGAAUAUGUAGAACAAGUAUCUUACGCUUAAUUCAAUUUUAAUUCUUAAACCCCUAUAGCCUUAAAUAAUUAUGGGUUAGUUUUACUUAAUUUUGACAGUUUAUAAAAUAAUUUUCCCUAUGCACAACAUUUUUUAUGUUGUGCAAUCACUUUAGAACAAAAUACAGUUAACUUUGAUGAUUUUAAGUAAAUAAUUUGAGGUUAAUUAUAAUAAUUAAAUUUUAUUUAUUUUAUACUGUGCUAGUGAUUUUUUAUUACUUUAAUUACUAAACAAAUGUUAUUCAGACCAAUAAUUGAUAAAAUAUAGUAUUAUUUUAUAUAUCUUAAUAUGCACUCAAAAAUUCUAUACAUUUAAACAAAUUAAUUGUAUUAAUAUUAUUUAAAUAGGUAUAGUAUGAUGGAAAAAUAUUUAUGCCGAAUUAAAAGUGUUCACUAUUUUUUUAAGUUAACAAACAGGAAUAAGUCUUAUAUUUUGAAUUGUUUCCAACAAUAUUGCCUUUAAUUGAACCUUUAUUUUUUUUAAAUUAUUACUCAUUGGUUAUUAUGUAGUAUGCAUAAUUUCUGGAUACUUAAGUUCAUAGCUAGAUUUAAAUACUUUUUGAAAUGUUAAAAAUAGAAAAUUUAUUCUCCCAUCAUUUUAAAAUAAGUUUUUUUUUUAAAUGUUUAAAGUUUAAGUUUAAUUUUUUAAUUUUAUAUACUCUAUUCAUCUAAGAACUAUAUUCGUCAGCAAUCUUUUUUUGUGUAGCGGCAAUACCCGUUUGGUACUCUACCGAGUCAACCAUCUGUACUGCCGUGUAAUAAUGUUACAUACAUGGUGGCAGCUUUGUAUGGUUCUUAACUUGAAUAGAGUAUAGUUUAUUACUAACAAUUCCGUCCAUAUUGUGAUCCAAUAUAAUUAUAGGUUAUUGUAUGACUUUUGGAUGACUGUAAAGUAACGCUUACACAAUGGUAUUAUAAUUCUAAGACUUUACAUACAUAUUAUAUGUUUAAUAUUUUUUUUAACAAUAUUUUUAUUUGAUAAAAUAAGAUAAGUUGAAUAUAAAAACAUAAUAUUCAUAACUGUAGACUUAUGUCUAGUUUUAUAUAUAUCAAUAUUGUCCCCAAGGAGUUUUUGAAUCUCAACAGUCACCCAAUAAGUUAAAACAUUUGUAAUCAUUGUAUUCAAUUGCAGUUUUAUUUUUUACAAAUCAUAUUUUAUAAUAAACUUUUUUUAAACAAAA
Myzus persicae (green peach aphid) is the source of this 1888-nucleotide messenger RNA. RefSeq lists its product as uncharacterized. NCBI's taxonomy places the organism in Eukaryota, Metazoa, Arthropoda, Insecta, Hemiptera, Aphididae. The record is from RefSeq and is a predicted model, not a curated record. The coding region runs from base 173 to 526 and encodes 117 amino acids. The transcript is spliced from 3 exons.